AUGUCUUCCAACCCCCCCAAGCCAGUUUAUUUCUCCAACGGGCAGGCUGUCCAGAGCCCCCCGCUCACCGUGCGGCUCACCCGAUUCAUCGAAAGCGUUUACUUCUUCUUCGGCCUGUACUUCACUACCCUAUUAUCGCUCGACUCCUAUGCCGCCGCCGAGAACUCGUCUUUCAAUAUCAACAACCAGGGCAAUAAGUAUACAACUCGCUCUCGCUGGGGAGGCAGCACAACCCCCUACAGUGGAGGAGGUGGUGGCGGUGGUCCGGGAUUCGGACCGCGGCGCGUGGGACGUGUGGAUGACGUUCGUGGGCCGGAGUGUAAGAGCUGUCAGUAA
Molecule: messenger RNA, 336 nt
Organism: Penicillium digitatum Pd1
Lineage: Eukaryota; Fungi; Ascomycota; Eurotiomycetes; Eurotiales; Aspergillaceae
Source: RefSeq, a predicted model, not a curated record